Molecule: messenger RNA, 428 nt
Organism: Mycena indigotica
Lineage: Eukaryota; Fungi; Basidiomycota; Agaricomycetes; Agaricales; Mycenaceae
Exons: 4
Coding region: 1-273 (90 amino acids)
Source: RefSeq, a predicted model, not a curated record
AUGACUCAUACCAAGCUUCCACAACCACCUCAAGCACUUCACAACAACCCGGCGCAUCUUCGGUACUUGCCGGUGUUACACAACACACGUAUACGGCAAGCGAAUGGCGGAAAUUGGUCUGCACAAGAUCCAAGCUCCCCGAUAAUGAUUCACAUUCUACUUUUCCUGGUCAACGACCUCGUCGUACCCCUUGUCGACCUCCGCAUCUUCGCUCUCCAACGGAUCCGUGGUCAAGAACCAGCCCUCCGUCAGCGGGUUGUAGUGUCGAUAUAAUGGCCUUGUCCCGCACCCAGGUCGGGGCAGGACAUAUGCAACGACACCUUGGUCUUUCAGCUUCCCUUUAUCUUUCCCAUAUCCGCCUUCCGCCAACACUGCAUCUCGUUCUUUCGUAUUGGUGCUGUAGAAGGUUGCCUUCGUGCGUGUGUUAA